Messenger RNA from Chaetomium globosum CBS 148.51, 249 nucleotides. RefSeq lists its product as uncharacterized. The record is from RefSeq and is a predicted model, not a curated record. The transcript has a single exon. Lineage: Eukaryota; Fungi; Ascomycota; Sordariomycetes; Sordariales; Chaetomiaceae. The coding region runs from base 1 to 249 and encodes 82 amino acids. Gene Ontology annotation, biological process: sucrose catabolic process. Gene Ontology annotation, molecular function: sucrose alpha-glucosidase activity.
AUGGUCAUCUCUUUUGCCUUUGCCCUACUGCUCGGGCUCUCCCUUUUGCGGGCAGCAGGCGCGCAAACCUACAAUGAGCUCUACAGACCUCGUUAUCACUUUACGCCGGCAAAGAACUGGAUGAAUGACCCGAAUGGUCUCCUGUACCACAAUGGUGUCUAUCACCUUUACUACCAGUAUAACCCUGGAGGAGACACUUGGGGAGCCAUGUCAUGGGGCCAUGCUACCACCGAUGAUCUGACCCACUAG